Caretta caretta (loggerhead turtle) is the source of this 1580-nucleotide messenger RNA. RefSeq names its product transcription factor A, mitochondrial (gene TFAM). Gene Ontology annotation, biological process: regulation of transcription by RNA polymerase II. The record is from RefSeq and is a predicted model, not a curated record. Lineage: Eukaryota; Metazoa; Chordata; Testudines; Cheloniidae.
CAAAGAGGCGGGGCCUGCUUCUUCCCACAUUGCACCGCGUCAGCAGCGCGCGCGGCUCUGAGGGGAGCCGCGUCCUGUUUUUGUCUGCCUGUGCUAUGGCGGUCGCGCUGCUGGGCCGGGCCCUGGCCGCUUUUCCCAGCCCCCGGCACAUUCUCAGAUGCAGCACUACAUACUCAGUGGAGAAGUGGUUUUCAAAACAGAUCAGUUCCGAUAAUCCUCCAAAGCGACCCUUAACAGCCUACUUUCGUUUUGUAAAAGAUCAGCAGCCCAUUUUUAGGGAACAAAAUCCAGAUGUGAGCAUUUUGGAGAUAGCAAAAAAAAUUGCAUAUGCUUGGAAAGAGUUACCAGUGUCAGAGAAACAAACAUAUGAAGCAGCUGCAAAGGUAGAGAGGCAAGCAUACAAAGAAGAGCUGGCCAUAUACAAAGCACAGUUAAGUCCAGCCCAGAUAGUAGCUUUGAAAGAAGAAAGGAGACAAAAACGGGCAAAAAGAAAAGCAAUGAGGAAAAAGAGGGAAUUAACAGUGCUUGGAAAGCCUAAAAGACCUCGUACUGGCUUUAACAUUUUUAUGUCUGAACACUUCCAAGAAGCUAAGGGAGUUUCAGUUCAGGCAAAGAUGAAGAAUUUAUUUGAAGAAUGGCAAGAUCUAUCCAGUUCUCAAAAGCAGACAUAUCUACAGCUUGCUGAAGAUGACAAGGUUCGGUAUGAAAAUGAAAUGAAGUCAUGGGAGGAGCAAAUGGUUGAUGUUGGACGUGAAGAUCUGAUACGUUACAAAAACAGAAGACUCAAAAAGUCAAGAGUUACAACAGAGAAGAAAACCGUAAAAAAGGUUAUUUCAAAAAAGAGAGUUAAAACUAUAAAGAUUCAAAGAACUAAAGAGUCAUCGCCCGAAGUUAAGGCAAAAUUAAAAACAACAAGUUCUGAAGAAUAAAGCUGGUAAAUGUUUUAUAUUUAAUUCCUUGAUUGCCAUGACUUUAUUCUGCUUGUAAGUGUUAGUGCUAGUGCUAAGUGCAUUGAAUUUUUGGGGAAAAAAUGAUUGUUUAUAUAAGAUAUAUUUAAGAAAAAAUUGGGUAAGAGGGAUUUGAAUCUCUCUCAGAAUUAUCCAGAGAAAUUAUUUCUGCAGGUGUAACAUAGUCUGUAUAAACACAAUCAACAUUAAUCAAGCUGUGAAUACUUUUCAUACUGACUGAUCGUGAUGGGGAAGAGCAUUCUUGAGCCCACAAUAAUGCAGACAAGUGUUAGUUUUUGUAACUUAUACAAUAUUUUAAUGAAAGCAACCAUAAUCUACAAUAUUACCUUCUAGAUGUUGUAACUAAUUAGAAGGUGAAGCUUGAAUUUACAACAGAGGUAUGUUCUGUUCCCUCCCUAAUGUUAACAGCGCAUGCAUUAGCUGGAAAUAAAUGUCUAGGUGUGUAUUUUUGGUAAUUUCAGUUCUUCUCUCAAAAAUGUAAACUUCAGAAUUAUGUACACAUUUAGUUUUAUUACUUCCAUAUUCAUCUGUGUACCACUUCCUAUGUAUCACACAUCUAUGCAUACAUUUAAGUUGCAUAGAAUAAAAAAUCAGUGAGUUUUGUACAAAGUA